AUGAUGGAACACAUUCCGACGAAGAUCGUUUGCACGCCUGCUAGCACCAUUGCAACACGGAGGAGUAAGAGACGCUUUGUUGGGCAGAAAGCAUUGCGUAUUUGGAGGUUGCGCAGGCUUUGGGAUAAGGAGACACGCAAAACAAAGUCUGUCACUGCUCCGUUUGUGCCCGUGCAAGUGAACAACAAACG
Messenger RNA from Dicrocoelium dendriticum, 191 nucleotides. The record is from the annotation of a GenBank genome assembly. NCBI's taxonomy places the organism in Eukaryota, Metazoa, Platyhelminthes, Trematoda, Plagiorchiida, Dicrocoeliidae.